Molecule: messenger RNA, 648 nt
Organism: Spodoptera frugiperda (fall armyworm)
Lineage: Eukaryota; Metazoa; Arthropoda; Insecta; Lepidoptera; Noctuidae
Product: UPF0729 protein AAEL015238
Exons: 1
Coding region: 217-480 (87 amino acids)
Source: RefSeq, a predicted model, not a curated record
UAGUUACUCUAUGUCACUUCACUUACAUUCCAUUUGUCAAAUAGAAUAAUAGAAAAUGUCAUAAACAUUUCCGUAAUUUAAUUCACAAUUUAUUUUAUUAAACUCUUUAAAAAUAUUAAAACAUCGCUAUCAACACUCUGACCUAAUCUUGAUACGUGUUCAUACAACAGACUUCCAUCAAAGCCUAUAGUCAAAAUCUAUUCGAAGCAAUCGAAAAUGGUUUGUGUGCCUUGCUUCGUCAUUCCUGUAUUAUUAUUCCUGUGGCACAAAUUUAUUCAGCCAUAUGUUUUACGGUUCUGGAAUCCAUGGGCGGUGAAAGAUGCAGACGGUAAUGUAAAAACUGAAUUUCCAUUCAAAUGCGAAGGUGGAGUAUGCGCAUUUAGUAGAAAGAAAGAUGAUAAAAUAACCAAGGACAAUGAUGCUAAUCAAAAGGAGCUGAGUAACACCACGGAAGCACCAAAUAGGAUCAAAACGGACUAAUAUGGUUACGAGUUAAAUAUGUAUUUUACUUAAAUUAUUUAAUACCUACUUAGCUUAUAAUAUGAUUUGUAACCAGCAUGUUAUUGUGUAUUUCGUUUGGCAUUUGUAAACUAAUAUUAUAUUUAAAAAAAAUGUAAAUAUAUUUUUGUUUUAUGAUUGAACUACUAA